AUGGUCACAUUUAUUUAUUUAUUUUGUUCAGAAAAUCCGAAACUUUAUGUUGAAACAAUUUUUAAUAUUCAUACAAAAUUCUUCAAAAUUGCAAAAGAACAUUAUACUAGUGAAAACAAUUUUACUGCUGCUCUUGAUCAAGCUUGUCAUAAAUUUAUUAAUAAUAAUGCUGUAACAAAAGCUGCUGGUAAGACAGCAAAGUCACCUGAAUUAUUAGCUCGAUAUUGUGAUGGACUUUUACGAAAAGGGUUUGCAAAAUUCAAACAUUUAUUAUUAAAAUAUAAUCAAUUUUAA
Molecule: messenger RNA, 294 nt
Organism: Rotaria sp. Silwood2
Lineage: Eukaryota; Metazoa; Rotifera; Eurotatoria; Philodinida; Philodinidae
Source: the annotation of a GenBank genome assembly